CUGCGCUCCGUAGUGGGGCGGAUGUGACGUACGGCACGUCUGUCGUUGGCUUCCGGGCGAGGCGCUACCGUCUUCGCUGCCCCCCGGGACAGGGUUCUUCACCCUCCCCAGACCUGGAGGGGGAGGACUGCAGUGGGGUCCCCUCUCCCACUUCCCAGGCUAGCAGGGGAGCAGCCGCCUGGGCUGACAGCUGGAGCCCCAGUCACGCCCGGGGUGACUGACAGGAUUUCAAGACUCCUGCUGGAAGCAAUGCAGCCCCUCGAGGUCAGGUCUGUGUUUGAGGCUGCCCAGGAUCCCACCUUCCUGCAUGGCCUCUCCCUCGUCAAUUGCUCUUCAGAGGACCUGCUGUCCACAGACUGUUAUGCCAAAACGCAAGAGAAGCCAGUGGUGGCCGAUGGGGAGGAGAGAGCCCAAGGGGUCCCAGAGAUAUCGGACCGGAUGUGCUGCUCAUCCUGCUCCCGGGUGUUUGACAGCAGGGAGGAGCAGACUGAGCAUUACCGCCUGGACUGGCACCGCUUUAACCUGAAACAGCGUUUACUGGGGCGCCAGGCACUCACAGCAGAGGAGUUUGAGGAGAAGACCCGUGCAGGUGACGUCUCCAGCAUCUCUGGGUCCGAUUCUGAUGACUCCGAUUCAGGCAGCGAGUCCGAUCUGCUCCCUCCCCGAGACCACAUGGACCCAGGGAGCAGCCAGCAGAGCCUCCGCCCAGGCAUCCGCUCGGCUAAGGUCCUGUUCCGCAACUCCCAGGGCCAGCUGCUCUCCGCCUACCGCUGUGUGCUGGGCAGUAAGAAGGGCGGUGGUGAGCAGCAGGCAGAGCUGGUGGCAUCUCUGCAGAGCAUGGGCGCAGGAACCUGUUGGGUUAUCCUGAUGACAGGCGGUGGACACUUCGCAGGAGCCGUCUUCAGGGGGCCUGAGGUGCUGGAUCACAAGACCUUCCACCGGUACACGGUGCGUGCCCGCCGGGGCACGGUGCAAGGAGUGCGCGAUGCCCAGGGCCAGGCCUCCAUGCCCAAAUCGGCCGGCGCCUCGCUGCGGCGGUACAACGAGGCAGCUCUGCUCAAGGACAUCCAGGACCUACUGGCCAGCUGGGUGCAGCAUCUGCAGGGAGCCCAGCACAUCUUCCUGCGUGUCCCCUGUGCCAACCGGGCACUGCUCUUCAGUGGCAGGAACCCCCCUCUGCACAAGGACGACCCCCGCAUCUGCAACAUCCCCUUCAGCACCCGCAGAGCCACCUUCAGGGAGGUGUUGCGGGUGCACGCGGCCCUGGCCACCCUGCAGGUGUAUGGGAAGGACACAGUGGUGGCGGAUCUUGUUGGCUUCCCCCGGAAGGGCUGGAGGAAAGUGCCAUGUGCGCGGGUGGAAGAGCCCCAGCAGGGUGACGCCAGCUCCCCGUCGGAGGAGGAGGAGGAGAGCCAGGCUGGGGAGCUGGAGAUGGUGGACGUGACGCUGAGCACCCUGCAGCUCCGGGAGUUUGAGGUGACACCUAAGCGAAGCCACAAGAAGAGGAGGAAGAAAGACAAAGUGGGGAGAGAAACACCCCUGGGCCAGCUCCGCGACGCCUUGUUCACGGCCUGCAAGACGGGGGACGUGGGGAUGCUGCGGCGCCUCCUGGGUGUGGCAGAGAGCGGGGCACCCCCAGCAGGCAGCGAGGAUGGUGCCAUGGGGCAGUCCCAAGGCCACCCUGGCAGGGUGCAGAGUGAGGGCUCGGAGCCCAACCACGCAGUCCCUGGGCUCCUCUCGCUGCUCAGCGAGCCCAUCGACGGGACCGGCUUCACCCUGCUGCACGUGGCGGCUGCGGCAGGGAAGGGGGCGGCUGUCCGACUGCUGCUGGAGGCUGGCGCUGACCCUGCGCUCAGGGACUGGCAGGAGCGGCCCCCGUAUUGUGUCUCUGCCGACAAGUCAACACGCAAUGUCUUCCGCAAGUUCAUGGUGGAUCACCCAGCCAAGUACGACUACGGGCGGGCCAAGGUGCCCGGGCCCCUGACGGCGGAGAUGGAGGCCAGGCGGCUGGAGAAGCAGCGGGCACAGAAAACGCAGCGGAAGCAGCGGGCACAGGAGCUGAGGGAGCAGCAGCAGCGGCUGGCGCAGGAGCAGGAGGAGAAGCAGCGCUUUGCGGCCCUGCCAGACCGAGAGAAGAGGGCCCUCGCUGCUGAGCGGAGACUGGCUGCCCAGCUGCAGGACACAGGCGUGGCUCUCGCCAACACCAGGCGCUGCUGGCAGUGUGGGGAGUCCCUGCUGGGCCGGAUCCCCUUCCACUACCUUGACUUCUCCUUCUGCUCCACGGCCUGCCUGCAGACUCACCGCCGGGGCCGUGCCGGCCCCCCCUAGCGCCCGCACCGCCAGGAAGGCAGGGGGCUGCCACGCACAAGGGGGCGUGUGUGGAAACGGACAGUCACCUCCUGCCUGCUGUGUGCUGGGGGAGGGGGAGAGGGAGAGGCACUGGGCACUCCCGGGGGGGCUGAGCCUCCUUCCCAGCCCAGGGGGCAGCCCUCUGCCUCGAGGGGAAGGGGAUCAGAGCGCAGGCUGGGUUGAGUGGGGGGACAAGCACCACCCCUGGG
Gopherus flavomarginatus (Mexican gopher tortoise) is the source of this 2558-nucleotide messenger RNA. RefSeq names its product ankyrin repeat and zinc finger peptidyl tRNA hydrolase 1 (gene ANKZF1). The coding region runs from base 250 to 2328 and encodes 692 amino acids. The transcript is spliced from 16 exons. Lineage: Eukaryota; Metazoa; Chordata; Testudines; Testudinidae. The record is from RefSeq and is a predicted model, not a curated record. Gene Ontology annotation, molecular function: protein binding.